Miniopterus natalensis is the source of this 3130-nucleotide messenger RNA. It is a transcript of the gene HERC6, whose product is annotated as HECT and RLD domain containing E3 ubiquitin protein ligase family member 6. The record is from RefSeq and is a predicted model, not a curated record. NCBI's taxonomy places the organism in Eukaryota, Metazoa, Chordata, Mammalia, Chiroptera, Miniopteridae. Gene Ontology annotation, molecular function: ubiquitin protein ligase activity. Gene Ontology annotation, biological process: ubiquitin-dependent protein catabolic process; protein ubiquitination. Gene Ontology annotation, cellular component: cytoplasm.
CAUUAGCUCAAGUGUCACAGUUCCUACAGGUUCCCCUCUUCCACGAUUCCCGCCCUUUUGAAUACCAGUUAUAUUAACAUAAAGACCUGCUGAGCUAUUUCCUUCACACCUUUAGCAUGGAUGUUAGGCCUUAAUUUAAAAGCCUUUUGCAAGAGACAAGCAAUCCAAAUGACCCUUCUUUUUGAAGGAAAGUACUAUCUUGAACUUUCUGUUAAAUUAAUAAUCUCUGGGUUUUUGUUUUGCUUUGUUUUUGUUCCAAAAGAACAAAUUAAGGCUUUGGAAACUCUACGCGUCAGUUUUGUGAGCUGUGGAAAGGAGCACUCCCUGGCUGUUUGUCCCAAAGGAAGGGUGUUUGCAUGGGGAGCUGAUUCUGAAGGCCAGCUGGGGAUUGAGGAAUUCAAGGAAAUAAUUUUUACUCCUAAGAAGAUAAAAACUCUGAAUGGUGUAAGAAUAAUACAAGUUUCCUGUGGAGACUACCAUUCCCUGGCAUUAUCAGAAGAUGGCCAAGUGUUUUCAUGGGGAAAGAACAGCCAAGGUCAGCUGGGCCUGGGGAAGGAUGUCCCCUCCCAAGCCAGUCCACAGAGGGUGAGGUCCCUGGACGGGAUCCCCCUGGCUCAGGUGGCUGCAGGAGGAGCCCACAGCUUUGCCCUGUCUCUCACUGGGACUUCAUUUGGCUGGGGAAACAACAAUGCAGGACAGCUGGCCCUCAGUGGGAAAAAUGUCCCCGUGGAAAGCCACAAGCCUCGUUCAGUUGGUGAGCUGAAGAUUCUAGAUGUGAUUUAUAUCAGCUGUGGUUAUGAACACACUGCAGUGCUUACCCAGAAUGGGAAAGUGUUCACAUUUGGAGAUAAUAGCUUUGGACAGCUGGGACACAGCCCCACUGCUAAGAAGAGUGGUCCACAACAGGUGGAAAGGAUUGGUGGCCUGGUUUCCCAGAUAGAUUGUGGAAGUUAUCACACCCUUGCAUAUGUCUACACCACUGGUCAAGUGGUGUCUUUUGGUCAUCGAUCAAGUUGCACAAGCAACGCAACUCAUCCAGAGGCCCAGACAGAAGACUUGGACAUUAGCUGCCUGAUUUCUGAUGCUGACCUUGUGGAUGUUCGAGUCAAACACAUUUUUGCUGGAACAUAUGCCAACUUUGUGACAACUCAUCAGGAUACUAGUUCCACAAAUGUUUCCAAGAAAACCUUGCCAGAAAUCAGCCGAAUCAACCAGUCCAGGACAGAACAAUGGAUGGCAGUGACAAGUGGAAGUAAUGAACGUGAAGUGGCUAAAAGUGAAAUAAACAUGAUAUUUUCAUCUUCUGCUUGUCUGACUGCAAGUUUUUUAAAGAAAAGAGAAUCUGGAGAAAUGAAUUCCAUUGAUGUGGACUUACAGAUGGCAAGAGAUACCUUCGAGAAGUUAACAAAAAAGGAAUGGAUUUCCUAUAUGAUAACUACAUGUCUCAGGGAUGAUCUACUCAGCGCUCUUCCAUGUCAUUCUCCACACCGAGAAGCGUUAUCAGUUUUCCUUCUGCUCCCACAAUGUCCUGUGAUGCAUGAUUCUAGGAACUGGGAAAGUCUGGUGGUUCCGUUUGCACAGGCUGUUUGUAAAAUGAGUAACCGAUCUUUACAAGUCCUGAAGCAGUGUUGGGCAUCUUUACAAGAAUCUUCUCUCAACACACUGGUGCAGAUGCUUAAAUCAGCCAUCGUUGCUCAGUUGAGAUACUGGAAUGAAACAUACCAAAAUAACUGCAAUGUUAAAGCCCUUCUAGAAAUGAUGAAAGAAGUGUAUAAGGUAAACAAAGCUAACUGUCAAGUACCAGAGACUACUUUCAUCAUAAAUGAACUCUCCCAUAUGUUGAACUUUUUUGAAGAAACAAGAAGAAUCUACAAUAGAGAUAACAUGGUAUUUGCAGAAAACUUCAGUCCCGUUAUUUUCAGUGAAUUUCCAUUUACCUUUGAUUUGCUAUCCAAAAUGAAAUUAUGGCAAGCUAAUUCCUUUCUGAAAAAGCAGAUGUCACAGAUGAUUCCGCCAGGAGAGAAUACGCUCCCUCCACCACCCAUAUUUUCACUUCGAGUCAGACGAAGUCACCUAAUUAAAGAUGCUCUGCGACAGUUAAGCCAGGCUGAAGUCACUGACCUUUGGAAAGAAUUAGUGAUUGAAUUUAUUAAAGAAAUUCGUUCUGUGGGUCGUGGGGUAAAGUCUGAGUUCUUCCACUGUAUAUUUGAAGAGAUGACCAAGACAGAAUAUGGAAUGUUCAUAUAUCCUGAAAAGGGUUCCUACAUGUGGUUCCCUGUCAGGCCUAAACUUAAGGAAGAGAAAUAUCUCCUCUUUGGGAAGCUGUGUGGACUCUCCUUGUAUGAUUUAAAUGUUGCUGAUAUUCCUUUCCCACUGGCUCUGUUUAAGAAACUUCUGGACCAAAAGCCAUCAUUGGAAGAUUUAAAAGAACUCAGUCCUCUUUUGGGGAAGAGUUUGCAAGAAGUUCUAAAUUAUGAGGCUGAUGACAUUGGAGAAGCACUUCACAUACAUUUUUCUCUACAUUGGGACCAACAUGAUGUUGAUUUAAUUCCAAAUGGGACCUCUACACUUGUGGACCAAACCAACAAGAAUGACUAUGUUUCUCAGUGUGUUGACUACAUUUUCAACACUUCCAUAAAGGCAUUUUAUGAGGAAUUUCAGAGAGGAUUUUAUAAGGUCUGUGACAAGAGGAUACUUAGACUUUUCCAUCCUGAAGAACUAAUGACAGCAGUAGUUGGAAAUACUGAUUAUGACUGGAAACAAUUUGAAAAGAAUUCAAAAUAUCUCUCAGGAUACCAUGAAUCACAUCCUACUAUUCUGAUGUUUUGGAAAGCUUUCCACAAAUUAACUUUGGAUGAAAAGAGAAAAUUCCUCUUGUUUCUUACAGGAAAUGAUAGGCAGACUGCAAGAGGAUUACAAGAAAUGAGUAUCACAUUUCACUGUCCUGAAACUUUUAGUGAACGAGAUCACCCAAGAUCACUUGUAUGUCAUAAUAUUCUGGAACUCCCUAAAUAUUCUACAAUGGAAAGACUGGAGGAAGCACUUCAAGUAGCCAUCAACAGCAACAGAGGAUUUGUCUCAUCUACAGUCACACAGUAAUAGUCACCUGGGAGUCUCAGCGAGGCCUCAG